AUCCUCCUGUGCUGCGGGGGAAGCUGCAGCCCGAGCGACGCCUUAUCCAGUCACUGCUACCACCUGCUCUUCGCCUUCCUCACCUGUUUCCUGUUUACAGCCCACCUCCCGGAGAGGUUGGCCCCGGGGCGCUUUGACUACUUUGGCCACAGCCAUCAGCUCUUCCAUGUCAGCGCCGUGGUGGGCACCCACUUCCAGAUGGAGGGCGUGAUAGCAGACAUGAUGUCGCGGAGGGCGUUGCUUGUAGCGCAUGGAGCCACGCCCUCCUUCCUGGGCACCAUCGGAGCGCUGGUAGUCAGCCUCGUGUUGAACCUGGGCAUCAUCGGCAUUUUCAGCGCCCCGCUGCUCUGGAAACCCUGCCACUCUAACUCCAACCAGCCGCACACAUCGACGAUGACGACGUGUGACCGCAAGGAGCAGUGACAGCGCGUUUUUUUUUUUGUCCUCCAAUAUGGCUGCUUCACUUUCCAAAGGAAAAGGUUGGGUCUGCUCAUUUGGGACGACUUCACAGCUCAGAGAAGUUCUUCUUUAACUCCUACAGUUUUAUAAUCCAGAGAUAAAGAUUUUUUAAACCGUGCUAAAAUUUGUUUCUAACGGCAUUACACGCCUGAAGUAUUCCUUCAUGUGUCUGCACAGAGGCUGAGGACCCAGAUGUUACAUGCAGUCGAUUUCAUUUGUGGGAUUCUGAAAACAUGUAUCUUGUAAAAAAUGUAUUGUAAUUUAUUUGAAAGUUUCCUCAUUUGUGCAUUUAAAGAAGCUCUGGGUUGAAGGAAGCCUGCUGUCGCGACACAACUCUUCCAGAAAGUGCCUUUUUUUUUUUUAAAGGUUCACUUUCUUUACAAUGUUUACAGAGGAUCACUACAAGGACUCGUUUAAAUCUCAAACUGGAAAUGCCUGUUAUCACAGUUUGCAGGGAUUCUAUUUUGAAUGAAUGAUUCUUCUUUAUGGAAACACUAGACCAGGAUCUCCUUCACUGUGUUAAGAAGGCCUUGAGUAUAAUCUUUCUAACUGGACUGCCUUGUUACUGCGGUGGUGCGUGUGUUUGUACAGCUACACUCAUUCAACCCUACGUAAUAUCAUGCAAAUUGUGUUGCGGGCUCUUAAAUAUCCAACCUAUUGAUUCCACUCUGCACACACUGCGAUUGAUUUGCAGGCCAGUGGGCUUCUUUUUCCUUUUUUUUUUUUCUUUCUGGUUCCCUGCCUUAUUAUGAACAUAACAAUCUGCCCUGAACAGGAGGAAGAGAAAAAAAGAAAAGAAACGUUAGAGCGCUGCGGUGGUGAUUAGAAGACAGGUACCAUUUUUAUAACAGAGCGUUUCCACGGCAACGCUAUAGUGGCCUCAUGCCCCCUGAAGGUCUUGAGCAAUUUUUUACAUUUCUGAGCAAAUGGCACGGUUUUUCUCUUGUUUGUCCGUCACAUCUGAAGUCUUUUCUAGACAUCUGAAAUUACUUAUAGCGCUUAUAGCCCCCCGUAACUCAUACAAAUGUAUCCCCUUUAGUAGCAUGUGUAUAUUUCCAUGCAUGUUAGAGUUCCAACACUUGUGGUUCAUGACAAGUUUUUGGUUGAUUUAAAAAAGAUAUCAAGAAAAAAAGUCACAAUUAGGGGCUCUCCUUAUGUACUGUACUUUAUCUAAUGACCCAUUUAUCACUGAAGUAAUAACAGGCCACUUUAUUUAUGGUAUCUGUUAUUUUUAUUGGCUGUUUAAAAUGUGUAGACGUCAAAUUAAGUUACCCUUUUUUCUUUGUAUUGUGAGAAGUCCAACAUUUUUAGAGUGCUGUAACAAAAAACAACAGGUUUGAUUCUGCACCACAUCAGCCUCUUAAAAAAGUGAAGAAUGACUGUUAAUGUAAAGCCUUGUUUUCUUAAAACACGGGAAUUCAGAGCAGAGAGAUCAUUUCCAAAGUCCGCCCAUGCUAAGCAACAAGUGUUUUCUGAGGACGUCUGCCUCUAUCAUAACCAAAAUGAUUUAAAAAAAAAAAAAGAAAGUAAAACUAGAGAUUUAUUUGAGAAGUGAAUAAUCAAGAGUGAGUUUAAAAAAAAAAAAAAAGCUUAAAAUGCAAGUUCACGCAUCUAAACUCCUUUUUUUUCUGUCAGAUCUUUUAAAGUUUUGGUUAAACAAUAUUGCCUUUCUUUUUUUCUUGUUAUUGGCCUUGUUGCCUUUAUUGGAUAGGACAGCUGAAGAGAGACAGGAAACAUGGGAAGGAGAGAGAGUGGGGGAUGACAUGCAGCAAAGGGCAGAGGUCGGAAUUGAACCCACAGCCAAUGCGGCGAGGACUAUAGCCUCCGUACAUAAUCCGCUUGAGAUAACCGCUAGGCUAUCGGUGCUCCAAUAAUGCCUCUCUGUUUUUCAGGUGAAAGUCUGUUGCAUUAUGAUGCACAUUUUCUUAUUUACUGACAUUUAUUUCUAUAAAAAAAUGUCUGAUUAUCUGAGAAUCAGGUUCAAAUCAUCUCAGAUUUCUUCACUUGUGUUAAGAGGAUCAAACGUUACAGACUGGAUAGCGGCCAAAUGACUCCAUAAGAUGCUGACAUGACAUCACUCAUGAUCAUAUCUUUAAAGUAGUUUUUUCAGAGUCUGGAGGGAGACACGGGGGGAGGGGGGGGUCGUCUCACUCAACAUCUCCAGUGUAGCACUGACAUACUGUAGGUACAGAUUUUAACCAUUUCUGUUUCUUAAUAUGACAAAUAUUUGGAAGGCUCAAACUGUAUAAAGCCUGUUUAACAGCACUUAUGGCACAAAUGUUCACUUAAUUCUACCUGUUUUAAAAAACACACUCCACGGGGGACACACUGCACACGCUCGCUCACACACUCACUUACACCCACACACACACUCACUCACAAUCGCUCGCUCGCUCACACACUCAGUCACACACUCAGUCACACAAACGUCUUUUAGCGCGCGCAGGUUGGAAGUUGUUUAAGAGGGAAAUCGUAUGUGAUGUGAAGGGAAUGAGGAGUGUUGGAAGUCGGACGAAGAGAGGAAGUGUAGAAUCACCAAGAGCACACACACACACACACGCACACACACACACUUUGUGUUAGAGCAGAGGAGUCGUUUAAGAUGUUUUCAAGGUUAGCGUGCAGAGUAGAGGAGUCACGUCGUCUUUUUUAUACGUCGCAGAUAAAAACAGAAGUAUUAACCCAUGGUGUGGUUUCCACUUGACUCUGUUUCUGUUUCAGCAUCGAUCUUUUUUUACAUUUCUCCACAGUCGUCAUCACAACGAUUUCUGAGUUUGACCACGUCGGUUCUUGAGAUUGCACCAUCGCUCGAUUGUGAUGCAGGUUUUUUUUUUUUCCAUCGAAAUGAAAUAGUUGCUGCUGCUUCAGACGUCGCCUCCCUCGCUGUGUGUCUGGGACUGUUUCAGCAGGGUGACGUCAUGUAGACGGGUUCUGACAGAGUUUCUCUCUGAAAUACAGUUUUAAGAACAUUUUUACUAGAUUAUCUUUGCCUGGAUGAAAUAAAAGAAAACAACAGACCGGAUCACUGUUGCUGCGAAGGUGUGCAAACCUUCAUCUGUGUUUCUCCUCAGUCAAUACGAUGCAGAUGCAGGUUUUCAUUUUCAGGAAUUAAACGGACACAUAUCUUGUGAAAACUUCUUUAAAAAAACAGAUGUUUGAAAACGUGAGAAGAGAGGAAAGACGAAGGCAGGAUGAAAAAAAAACAAUUGUUCAAAAUAAACAGGGUUUAUAAGAAUAACUGGUGCCUUUUUAAAAAAUGUUUUAUACAACCUUUUUUUUUUAUAUAAUGCUCCAUUCAGUCCAACAACAAACUACUCGUUCAAAUGUAUAAAUACAUGUUUGUUCUUUGCUGUGUAUAAUUUGUGGUUUGCUACGUUGUUGUACUAGACUUGUGUAAUAAAUUAAGCCUUUUAUAAAUGUAA
Messenger RNA from Labrus bergylta (ballan wrasse), 3881 nucleotides. The record is from RefSeq and is a predicted model, not a curated record. NCBI's taxonomy places the organism in Eukaryota, Metazoa, Chordata, Actinopteri, Labriformes, Labridae.